CUUUCGCAGCCAUACCGUCGAUCACACCGCUGGUGACAAUGGCGGUGUCAGCAGCUCUCUCCACCGCGAGUGUCGCUUCUCAAGAAGGGCUCUUUUCAGCCUCCCAGCUCCGUAGAUGCGAUUCCGACUGUCGCAGACACCACUGUCUUCAAUAUAAUCCCGCAAGUCCGGCGACGUUAAAACGGUCGUCGAAUUUCGCCAGCGGAAGAGCUGGAAGCGACGCGUUGGUCAGGAAUGGCAGAUGCGUAUUCCCCUGUAGAAAUCCCGUCUCUUCCGCUGGAACGAUCACGAGCCUGGUGUUGGAGAGAGGACGUCUCUCGUCAAUUGCCGCGCUUCCAAGUUCGAGCUCGGCCUUCGUAAAGCGCGAGAUAGUAAAAUCCUCCCCAUGGCAGCGAGGAUACAGCCGCCGUUCCGCUUUCCACAAACCUUCCAGUUCAAAGCUCCGUUUAAACUCGCGGAAGUGCGUGGUCGCAUCAGCUUCUGCGAAUCCCGGCGAGGUCGCGAAUUCGGGCCAGAUUUCGGCAGCAAGAGCGUCCGCGCCAGCGGGGCAGAUCCCGCCUCCUCCAGAUGCCACCUCCCUGACGGCCCCCGCGUUCGUGGUGUGGGGCGCGAACACAGGCGUGGGGAAGACCCUCGUCUCCGCGGGCCUUGCUGUCGCGCUGCUUGCGCGAGCUGCGCGGGGAGGGGGCGCGGAAGGGGCCGAGGAAGGUAGAGGGAACGCAGCGGAUGGGGGAAGGGGCGUGCAGGGGGAAACUGCAGGGAAUUGUGGGGAAUUCCAUUUGGAGUAUGUGAAACCACUUCAGACAGGAUACCCUGAAGAUUCGGAUGCUCGCCUGGUGAUGCUGGCUGCUGCACACUGCGCUGGCAGCGGCAGCAGCGGCAUGUCGCUCACCUGCUCCACCCUCUGGGCUUGGAAGGACCCUGUUUCUCCCCACCUGGCUGCCCGGGAAAGCCGGGCAGCUGUGCUGAAAGUUCCAGCAGAUUUGUACAGACCCCUGCGCCUGCCUUGUAUUCUAGUGGGAGAUGGGCGACUGGGUGGCAUCUCGGUCACUGUAGCAGCGGUGGACAGCCUGGCAGGGCGGGGGUAUGACGUGGCAGCAGUGGUGGUGUGUGGGGACGAGGAGGGGCGUCUGGAUAACGCAGAUUACCUAAAGACAUAUUUGAGACUGAGAGGGAUCCCAGUCAUCUCCUUGCCUGCUCUCCCAUCCUUACCACCACCAGUGUCUGACCCGAGUUCACCCUCCUCCUCCUCCUCCUCCUCCUCCUCCUCCUCCUCCUCCUCCUCCUCCUCCUCCUCCUCCUCCUCCUCCUUCUCCUCCCCCUCUCUCACCUCCUCUCCUUCCUCAAGCCCCUCUACCGCUUUCCAAUCCUCCUCUUACUCCACUCUCAACCCGAACCUCAUCGACUGGCUCGGCAAAUCAGAACGAAGCUUCCAGGAACUUGUGCUAACUCUGGAGCAGUACCACCGGGAGAGGUUGCGAGCACUUGAACGGGCAGCUGAACGGGCACAUGCAAUUCUCUGGUGGCCGUUCACCCAGCAUGGCAUGGUGGGAGUGAAAGACGUGACAGUCAUCGAUUCUCGGGCAGGCGAAAACUUCUCCGUCUUCCGACCAAAGCAGACCGAGCUUCAAAUUGAAACACAGCCUGACACCCCCACCGGGGCUCCGCACGGCAGUCAGCGUGAAAACCUGUCGGAGGCUCGGGCCGAGCCUCGGAGGGAGUUUCGGGAAGAGGCUCGGUUGGAGGAGUGGUUUGAUGGGUGUGCGAGCUGGUGGACCCAGGGGCUGGGCCCUGUGCUGCAGGGGGAGCUAUCGAGGGAGAUAGGGGCGGCCAUGGCCCGAUACGGGCAUGUGAUGUUCCCUGAGAAUGCCCAUGCUCUGGCUUUGGAGGCUUCUGAACUGCUGCUGAAGGGCGUUGGGAAAGGGUGGGCCUCCCGAGUGUUCUUCUCAGACAAUGGCUCCACAGCCAUUGAGGUGGCUCUCAAGAUGGCCUUCCGCUCCUUCUGUGCUCGCAAUGCCGUCGGACCCGAUGGUCUUCCAGAUCUUAAGGUGAUUGCUCUGACUGGCUCGUACCAUGGUGACACGCUGGCAGCCAUGCAUGCCCAGUCGCCCUCCCCAUACACCUCCUUCCAGCAGCAGCCAUGGUACGGAGGCAAGGGCGUGUUCCUUGACCCGCCAACAGUGGAGUACUCCCAGGGUCAAUGGCUCGUUGUCCUGCCCCCUGCCCUCUCUUCCUCCUCCACCACCCCUCCCACCACCCACCUCUCCUUUCAAUCACGCGCAGCAGUCUUCGACAAGGAAAGGGACUCCUCCCCUCUCGCCCCCCUCUAUCAUGACUACAUCCAACAACAGCUUCAGCCCUUCCUCCUACCCUCAGACUCCUCCUCAGGUGUUCCUUCAGGCGGUUUUUCAGGUGCCAUGGCCGCUGCGCUCAUUAUCGAACCAGUGCUGCACGGGGCGGGCGGCAUGGUCAUGAUCGACCCGCUCUUCCAGCGCUCGCUCGUCUCCUUCUGCCGCGCCCACGCCAUCCCAGUCAUCUUUGACGAAGUGUUUGCAGGCUGCUGGCGCCUCGGCCACCAGUCAGCAGCAGAGCUGCUGGGCUGUUCCCCGGACAUUGCCUGCUACGCCAAGCUGCUGACAGGUGGCAUGAUCCCAUUGGCCGUCACGCUCGCCUCAUCCUCUGUCUUUGAUGCCUUCUAUGGCUCCUCCAAGCUUGAUGCUCUCUUGCAUGGUCACUCCUACACAGCCCAUCCUGCUGGCUGUGCAGCGGCCUGUGUUUCUCUUAAGGCGCUGUCAGACCCAGCUCGAAACCCUAACCUGCUUCCUGACGGCUCUCAGCUAAAAGAGUUGUGGGACCCCUCAUUAGUGGAACAAAUCUCCUGCGACCCCUUGAUACAGCGUGUGCUGGCGAUAGGAACAGUUUUUGUGGCAGAGCUCAGGACUGAUGGCGCAGGCUACGGGUCGUCAGCAGCGAAGGGGCACUUAUCACGGCUGCGGCAGCACGGCAUAUAUGCACGGCCACUGUACUCGUUCCCUCUGCUCUCCCUUCGCUCUCCCCACGGCUACGGGUCAUCAGCGGCCAAGGGUCUCCUGUCACAACUGAGGCAGCACGGCAUAUACGCGCGGCCGCUGGGGAACGUGGUGUAUUCAGCUUCAUUUAUUCCUUGUUCCUAUCUUACUCGUGCUCUCUGCCCUCCCUCCACUCUCCCCCCACAGCUACGGCUCAUCAGCAGCCAAGGGUCUCCUGUCACGACUGAGGCAGCACGGCAUAUACGCGCGGCCACUGGGGAACGUGGUGUAUUUCAUGUGUGGGCCCUUCACGCCCCCCUCCACCUGCACCCGCUUACUGCGUUUUUUGCUAGCACAGCUUGA
Molecule: messenger RNA, 3371 nt
Organism: Closterium sp. Naga37s-1
Lineage: Eukaryota; Viridiplantae; Streptophyta; Zygnematophyceae; Desmidiales; Closteriaceae
Source: the annotation of a GenBank genome assembly